GUCGAAUGUACUCUCAGUUGGCGUCGCGACGUCGGCGUCGAAGGUACGCGGGGGAGAUUCUCGUUCAUACCUGCUGGAUGCACAGCAGAUCCGUGAUUUUGAUCUCGCGUGAAAGAAAUACCCUUAAGAUAUAUGCUACUGCCUGCGACUCGGUGUUUGGUUUGAAGUUCGGAGCUGGGAACAAAGCUGGACGAAAUGGAAUCGAGCGGAAGAGCGCAUUGCAGAUUACUUUAAAAUGACUCUCCACAGUAAUACUUUGGAGGAUAACGAGACAUCGUAAGGAUUCAGAUAAGAGAGUGUGCGAAAGGAGCAAGGGACCACCGCGGUAGUUCUGGAGUCUUGGAUCGUUAACGGCUCGAGAUCAGCAUGACGAUUCAAUCGCAAUUCAUCGUUGAGCCGCCGUCGCAACCCUCACGGAUCGCAGGAUUCGUCGGGACGAUAGGGUAGCCAAGGACGGUCGGCCAGUUUCGCGGAGGAGGGAAAGUUCCUCUUUCAAUCGCUGUACAAAAGGAUAGCUCGUGUGAUAUUCCUAUCCUUUCAGUCCAUGUCAAGGAACGAGCGAAGGUUCGUGGGACGCGGAAGGAAAUCGAAAAGGACACGCGUUGAGAGAGCGAUCAGAGACGUGUCUCUCGUCGAAGGAAAUCUCGCGGCGAGAAUUCCUUUCCCGUUCCGUAUGAGUGACUCAAUUAUACGACGUCUUUAGGUGCAGCAGACUCGAAAAUCGAGUCUCUGCUGGGAUAACAGCUAUGCGCGGGAAAAUAACGAGAAAUAUUAACACGACAGAUAUAAAUUAAGUAAAAUAUAUCAUAAAUUAUCAAAUUAACACAGCAGUCUCUAUUAAAUAUAAAAAUAAAUAUAAAAAUACAAAAAUAUAAAAUGAAGAUAUAUAUUGGAAGUACGUCGAUAGAGUGCGUAGAGAUUUUCGGAGAUCGCGCGAGAGUUUCUUCACGAGAAUAAUCUAUUCAUGUGCUUCGACAACGCGUGGAUCGAUCGAUCCUCGGUUAUCCGGCAGGUCUAGAAAAUAGCGGGGAUACAAAAAGGAUAUACACUGCAGGAAUUAUUACUGGGCUAUUACACACCGCUCGAGGGAAACUGCGCAAGAUCUGCCUUUAUAAACUAUUCUCAUCAAGUGGCGUCUAUACGUUCGACAGGUUUACGCAGUGCGAAUAAUGGACGUGUGAAUAUCGAACUGGCUACUUGACGAAAAUACUUGACAGCGCAACCUUUCUCUCUCUCUCUCUCUCUCUGUCUUCUUUUAUAAUCUCUCUGCACGGGUCAAACACGCACACACGCAAAUCAGAUCGCGAUCAGAUGUCCUCUACGUAGACAGUGGCAGCUGCAUCAAGGUAUCUCUCGGGUGGAUAUAAACGCGAACGAAGAAUGCAUAUCUCGAGACAUAUUCGGCCCUCGAGAGCACAGCCAGACUGUUCCUCCUCGUGACGGAUUCUCUCGACGAGGACCUCGACGUGCAACUGGAGACCUACCGUGGAAAUCGAGGCAAGCUCGUUGAUCGGAUACGCUAAGAAGACGACGACAGCGAGGCGCACGAUUUCGCGAAAAUGUCGAGCUCACCGCGAGUACGGAAGAUGCCGCCCAGGCCGAAGAUCACGCUGCCGGUGCCCGGACAAUACUAUCCGCAAACGGGCAUGGGUUACGUGCCGACACCGUAUGGACAAACACCGGUGCCGAUGACGCCGGUUUCCGGGCAGCCGCAGAUGUUCUACUCGAACCGGGCCAGCGAGUUCGUCUUCACGCAAUUCAAGGGGAUCAAGGACCUGACGAAGUCCGGGCUCAGUGUGGGAGAGAAGAGCGCCUUUUGGCUUUACGAGAAGGUUAGCUCCUGGAGCAAGAGGUGGUUCACGCAUAUCUUCUUAUUCGUCAUCGUAUUUCUGUACAGUAUCGCCGGGGCGAUGAUCUUCGUGACAGUCGAGGGCACGCACGAGGAGAUUCUCCACUUCAACAUUCGGAAGGAGAGGAACGAAACGCUCAAAGUGAUCCGUGAGCUUUGUGAUGAUUCGGUGUUGGCGUCAAACAUGGAGCUUUGGAGAGGACAAGCGGCGAACCGCCUCAUGAAGUAUGAGGAACACCUGUAUGAGUUCUACAAGCGGGGCGUGACGGACCUCGGCCAGAAAGUUUGGACGUUCUGGAAUGCCGUCUUCUACUGCGGCACCAUUUACACGACCAUCGGGUCACAGGGUCAAACGGUCAACCCCUCAGCGGUGGUGGUGCAGCGUGAACAAGAUGUAGGAUGGUUUGCGGUAGAUGCAGGCGCGGCGUCGCGACGCCAAAGCGGGCGGGCGAGCUUUCGGUUGCGCGCGGCUCUCCCGUUCGAUAUCCGCUGCGGCAAAAGCCGGUUAUCUGGUUCCGCUGUCGCCUGGUAG
Molecule: messenger RNA, 2381 nt
Organism: Harpegnathos saltator (Jerdon's jumping ant)
Lineage: Eukaryota; Metazoa; Arthropoda; Insecta; Hymenoptera; Formicidae
Exons: 5
Coding region: 1560-2381 (273 amino acids)
Biological process (GO): potassium ion transmembrane transport; stabilization of membrane potential
Cellular component (GO): plasma membrane
Molecular function (GO): potassium ion leak channel activity; outward rectifier potassium channel activity
Source: RefSeq, a predicted model, not a curated record